Molecule: messenger RNA, 528 nt
Organism: Sardina pilchardus (European sardine)
Lineage: Eukaryota; Metazoa; Chordata; Actinopteri; Clupeiformes; Clupeidae
Product: B-cell receptor CD22-like
Exons: 4
Coding region: 1-528 (175 amino acids)
Source: RefSeq, a predicted model, not a curated record
AUGCCUGCUGACAGGAUGGUCAAGGGAAGUGCAGUGAAUCUGACCUGCAGCAGUGUUGCCAACCCACCAAUGGAAGUCUACACCUGGUUUAGGGUGAAUGAGUCCACUCCAGUAGGAUCAGGACAGCAGUACAGCAUCACUAACAUCAGCUCUGAGGUUGGGAGACAGUACUACUGUGAAGCCAGGAAUAAAUAUGGAGCUGAGAACUCAGCUGUUGUGUCAAUCUCAGUUGAAGUAGACAACACACUCAUGGUCUACCUUGUGAUUGGAGCUUCUUCUGGCUGUGGACUUCUGGGACUGUUGUGUUCUGCCUGCUUCAUCAGAGUCCGAUGUAGAGCUGAGAAGUCUGAGGACACAAGCGGACCAUGUUCAGACAAAAAGAAAGCAGAGGAGUCCAAUGGAAUGGACGACUGUGAUUAUGAAGAUUGCAUAUUUGAUCCUACCACUGAUAUGAAUUCAGUGUACCAGAAUUUCAAUCCAAAUACACAGGGCUAUGAUGAUCAUGAUGAUAUUUAUCAAAAUGUUUAG